UUCUUUCGCCUCCUCCCCCCUUCGCUCCUUCUUCACUACUCCUCCUCUUCAUCAGGACGACUCGACCUCCUGUCACUCCGUCCCUCUCCUCUUCCCGUCACCAAGGAGAUGACAGGGACUCUUCCCAGGUUUCCCAGCAUGCAGCGAGGGAUGACCAUGCCUUCCUUGUUCAGCGGUGUCAGCACUCCCAGUAUUCCCAGUUUACCCCGCGGCCUCACCAUGCCCAGCAUGCCCAGUUUACCCAGCAUGCCCAGUCUUCCCCGGGGCAUCACCGUGCCCAAUUUUCCCAGCCUGCCGAGGGGCAUCACCGUCCCCAACUUUCCCAGCAUGCCCAGUCUACCUCGAGGCCUUACUGUGCCCAGUCUACCCAGUUUACCCAGAGGGAUGUCGCUGCCGAGGUCCGUCGCCAUGUCCACCAUAUCCCAGGCUCCUCGGAGGCUGCUGCAGGACUGCUGCUCUGUACUGGACCACCAAACGCCAGGAGGUCUGUGUGGAUGCUGCUGGGCACUGCGGCCUCGCUACAAGCGGCUGGUCGAUAAUAUUUUCCCAGAAGACCCAGAGGAGGGUCUGGUGAAAGCCAACAUGGAGAAGCUGACGUUCUUUGCUCUGUCAGCUCCGGAGAAACUCGACCGCAUCGCUGCAUACCUGUCAGAGCGUCUGACCAGGGACCUGAACCGCCACCGCUACGGGUACGUGUGCAUCGCCAUGGAGGCCAUGGAGCAGCUGCUGCUGGCCUGUCACUGUCAGAGCAUCAACCUGCUGGUGGAGAGUUUCCUCAGCACGCUGCGUCUGCUGCUGGAGCACGACAAGCCUCACCUGCACAUGCUCGCCACAAACUCUUUUGUGAAGUUUGCGAACAUCGAGGAGGACACGCCUUCAUACCAUCGCAGCUACGACUUCUUCGUGUCUCGCUUCAGUGAGAUGUGCCACUCUGAACAUGAAGACCCAGAAAUGAAGAACCAGAUCCGUGUGUCGGGGAUCCGCGGUCUUCAGGGCGUGGUCAGGAAGACGGUGGAUGAUGAGCUGCAGGCCAACAUCUGGGAGCUCAGGCACAUGGAGCAGAUCGUUCCUGCUCUCCUGGUCAACCUACAGGAGCGGACCACCGCUGACAGCGAGUCUCCGGCGGAGCAGACGGAGGUUUGUUUCAGGGAGCUGUUGGGUCGAGCUGCUUACGGACACAUCAACAACGCCAUCAGACCCGUCCUCAUGCACUUGGACAGCCACAGUCUUUGGGAAGGUCGAAGUUUUGCUGUUCAGUGUUUUCAGAUCAUCAUGUACUCAAUCCAGUCCCAGCACUCUCACCUGGUCAUCCAGCAGCUGCUGGGUCACCUGGACGCCAACAGCCGCAGUCCGGCUUCAGUCCGGGCCGGGAUCGUCGAGGUUCUGUCUGAAGCUGCCGUCAUAGAAGCUACCGGAUCAGUAGGCCCCACAGUGCUGGAGGUUUUCAACACGCUGCUGCGACAGCUUCGACAGAGCGUUGACUACGAGCUGACUGGUUACUACGACAACGCCGGGCUGAACAAAACCACAUCAGCUGAGGAGAAAACGCUGCAGGACGCCGUCAUCAAAACCAUCGGAUCCUUCGCCAACACACUCCCUGUCUACCAGAGGUCAGAGGUCAUGCUGUUCAUUAUGGGGAAGAUCCCUGUACCUGGAAUCUACCCUGCCCUGGGGUCGCCAAACGCCGGGUUCGAGGGCAGCAGAAUGAUCCAGGUGAUGCUGCUCAAGUCGCUCCUGCAGGUGUCGGAGCGUUACGAAAGCUCUAACCUGCUGACGGCCCUGCCCUCGUCCUUCCUGGAGCCGCUGCUGUCCUUCACUCUGAUGGAGGAUCCUGAGAUCCGCCUCCUCGUCCUCUCCAUCCUCACCUCGCUCAUCGACCGCCGCCACAAUGCCGCCAGACUGUCCACCGCCAGUGUGAACUUUGACGUGUCCGUGUUGGAGCUGAAGGAGGACAGGUGCUCUCGUCAGGACGUUUUGUUCAUCAGGAAGCAUGCUCAACGUCUCUACCGUCACGUCUACCUCACCUGUAAGGAGGAGAGCAGUGGGCGGGGACACUACCAGGCCCUUUUCAUCCUAUUGGUUGUCCUCAGUGUGGAGCUGUCCAAUGAGGAGGUGGUGGUGGAUCUGAUCCGUCUGGUGCUGGCUCUACAGGAGCUAGCAUUGUCCAAUCAGGAGCAGCUGUCUGUGUUAAACCGCUGUGGCGUUCAUGCCCUUUGUGCCGUCUUCCUUCACAUCCUGUCUCAGCUGGGACCGCCUCUUCCUCUGCACCAACACAUCAGAAAGGUGAUUGAGAGUCGACAGAAGGACGCUCCUCACCUGCUGCCUGAAGAUGUUUACUGUGAAAACCCCAGACUUCCUGAAGGUGAGCUGCAGGUCAGUGAAGACUUCUUAUUUGUCCAAUCAGAGAUCUGUGAGGCUCUGACAGGAAGCAGCUACAGCGCCCACGAUGAGCGCUUCAACACACCGUACACACCCCAGCUGACAGAUGAAGAUCGUCUCUCUAAGAGGAAGAGUAUCGGAGACGUCGUCUCUCUACAGAUGGAGAUGAACCCUCAGGAAGGCUCUGAUACUCAACAGCGUCCUCAGACGGAGCAGAUCACCUUUGAGACACUGAAGAACACGAUCGAGGAUCGUGGGAGCGUGGAGGAGGAGGAGCGCCGGAGGAUGCAAGUGGUGGAGAGGUUUCAGACGGCACCAUUUGAGGAGAUCGCCGCUCACUGUGGCGCCCGAACGUCUCUGCUCCAGACCAAACUGAACGAAGUCUUCGCCAUGAUCAUCCGUCCUCCUCCCUCUCCGUCUGGUCACACCACGCCGCGCUCCACGCCUCUCUACGAGAUGAAGUUCCCCGACCUCUGUGUUUAUUAAAGACGAGGGUCAGAGGUCAGGCAGGAGACUCACAUCAGCACUUUAACCGGCUCACACAUAUUGGUUAUCCUGGAAUAAUUUAUCUCUGCUGCUGUUGUUUCCCUAAAUUUAUUUAAAGAUUAAUUUAUUGAUUUAUUUUGACUUCUGUAAAAAACAUCAACCUUCUGUUCUCUUCCUGUAGUUUUCUCUUUGAUGUUCCUUCUAUUUUAGUCAGGAAACUGAAGAAUAAAUUAUUUUACUUUAAUUUCUUUGGUUUCAUUUUCUUCUUUUAUUCACAUCAAAAUUUAUUUAUUUUUUUCUUCAGUUUUUACUUAUUUUUACAUCUUUUUUAUUCCUUAAUGGACAAAUUAAACAAAUUCUAUACUUAAAGCCAAAGAAAUGGACAAAUUUGCCAAAUUGCCAACUUUGAUGUCCUCUAAAUGGACAAAUUGCACACUUUAGGCCAACCUAAGGCUGGCUCAGACUACACGAAUUCAGCCAGAUUUAAGCCUGACUGCGACGUCGCAGCUCAUUGUCAAAACUCGGGCCUGAUUUUGAGAGUCAGGAACGACAAACCAUAUUGUGGUAUGACAUAAUUAACGACACGUCCAAGACUCCUCACGACCACAAUUUAACAAGCCUAGCAUGUCAGAAUUUUUCGUACGUUAUCAUCUCGUUUGACACCCUGACCUGACGUUAACAAC
Molecule: messenger RNA, 3548 nt
Organism: Cheilinus undulatus (humphead wrasse)
Lineage: Eukaryota; Metazoa; Chordata; Actinopteri; Labriformes; Labridae
Product: protein EFR3 homolog B-like
Exons: 22
Coding region: 109-2865 (918 amino acids)
Biological process (GO): protein localization to plasma membrane
Cellular component (GO): plasma membrane
Source: RefSeq, a predicted model, not a curated record